AUGGGAUUGAUAAGAUUAUUAUUCUCGUCAAUCCGGGGAUCCUUGACACUUUUAUCGAUAUGUCUAGUCUCACUCUCAUUGUGGACGUAUACCAAUGCUCUAGGCGCUUUCAGAUUAACAUUGUUCGAUGGUGUCGGAGAGAUAGUGGAUCAGGCCAGUAUUCUCACCAAUGUACCAAUAGGACACGAACAAGCAGCGUGGACCGAGGGGGAUCAACAUCAAAGUGGGUUUCCAAUCGUAGGGCAACCUGUAGCACGUAUACAAUUGAAUGACAAAGGCGUCAUCGACGUCCGCACGGGAGACUCGUUACAAGAUGUGAAUGAGGGAUCUACUUUCAACCUAGCAGUGCUCAAACUUCCCCGAGGCUCAAAGUGGGGCUUUGUGGGAGUAGCUCGUGGUCCUACGAGAAUGAGGCAUUUCAUGCAGGUCAAUGGUCAUUCAUCAAGAGAGCAGGUGCUUGUAGCUAUGGGUCUCAAUAUGACUUCCUCUGGACACCUAGUUACGGUAACACCAGGCCAGACACUUGAUUUCCCGAUGAUACCCAGAGAAGGAUGUUCUUCAGCAGGCUCUUGGAUAGCUACAUACGGGGCAGAGGAUCCACGAUUAUUUUGGACUGAUGCUGGAACACCCGCCUUGACCUAUGCUCGAUCUGCACUUGACUUGGAUAGAUGUCGUUCCGUUGGCUUUGUUCAAGACCUUCGUACAAUCUUCCCAGAAUUAGAUACAGCAUUACGGACUGGAGUGGAAGGUGUAGCGCCGUAUGAUGGAUAUCGAGAACCUGGACAAGGGAACGAUAGGGAGUUGUAUAGAUCAGGGAAACAAGUUUGGAUGCCAUUCUACCCUGGAGCACUUCCAGAUGGAGAAACCGUGUUCCCUCAUAUACACUAUACAGUGAAAUCCGCCCUGUCACUCCGUCCCACACAUGUGACUCCAACUAGAGCGAUAUACGAAGACGUUGACAUGGACACCGUUGACACUCGUGCGUGUAUUGGAAGCGCCCAUGCCAAGUCCUUCAAAGUUCAUCAAGCGAGCCCUCUUUAUCGACUUACACUUUGUGAUCGAGGAUGUGUAGUCACGUCACAGAACACCGUCAAUAUCGCUCUUUCUCAUACUCAAUCGCCUACACGUCAAUAUGGUCGCUUCCUAGCUACGUUCAACGUCUCUUACCCUUUCAAUCCAAUAUCCGUCGGACCUCGCUUUCAGCUCAAUGGAUGCGACGAUGAUGUGGAUAUCAAUUAUGCUUUGUCCCUCGUGCCCAUCCAACAGUCAGACCUGGAUCCCAAAGACAUGGCCAAGAAGACACCUCAGACAGUUCAACCUGACCAUUUCUUCCUUGACGAUCAUAUGAUGAUCACCCUUGGUCAUAAUGAUAAGGAGAUGACUUCUGUAUUGACGAAGGUUCGAGAUAUUUUAGGUCGACAGCAUAUGUGUUGA
Messenger RNA from Kwoniella shivajii, 1434 nucleotides. RefSeq lists its product as uncharacterized. The record is from RefSeq and is a predicted model, not a curated record. The transcript has 4 exons. NCBI's taxonomy places the organism in Eukaryota, Fungi, Basidiomycota, Tremellomycetes, Tremellales, Cryptococcaceae. The coding region runs from base 1 to 1434 and encodes 477 amino acids.